CACGGAAAGACAGAGUGAAAAAAAAACAACCAGCAGCGUGUGGUUGAGGAAACUAUACUUCCUCUUUUGAGAGUGAUGGUCCGUUGAAAACGGGUGCACUUUCUUACCGGAACACAACAACCUGCUGAUUUUUCUGCAACAAGGAUGCACCUUUUUUGUGCCGUGCUCCUUUUGGCCUCUCUGGUCCUUGGACGCUCUUCGUCUGCCUUAAAUAAAGUGUGGGACGAGUGGCAAAUCAAACAUGGCAAGGUUUAUGAUAACCAGACUGAGGUCGUAUUCAGGAGGGCAGUGUGGGAGAAGAACAUGCAGUUGGUGUUGAGACACAAUCAGGAGGCCUCGGCAGGAAAACACAGCUUCACCAUGGGGCUCAAUCAUCUGGCCGACAUGACAGCUGAGGAAAUCAAUGAGAGGAUGAACGGCCUGAAGCUGGAGGAGCCUGUUUAUUUCAGCAAUGUCACUUUUAAGGAAGCAAGUGGUUUAUCAAUACCUCAGAGUGUGGACUGGAGAAAGAGUGGCCUGGUCAGUCCCGUCCAAAACCAGGGGUUGUGUGGGUCCUGCUGGGCCUUCAGCUCUUUGGGAGCUCUUGAGGGGCAGAUGAAGAAGACAACAGGUGUCCUUGUUCCCCUGAGCCCACAGAACCUGGUGGACUGCAGCACCAGAGAUGGAAAUCACGGCUGCAACGGAGGAUACAUCUCUAAAUCCUUCAGCUACGUCAUCCGCAACGGAGGCGUAGAUUCAGAGAGCUUUUACCCCUACGAACACCAGAACGGGAAAUGUCGGUAUUCUGCCAAGGGAAAGGCCGGCUACUGCUCUAAUUUCCACAUCCUCCCACGAGGAGAUGAGAAGAUUCUGCAGGCCGCAGUGGCGUCAGUGGGGCCGGUCGCUGUGGCCGUGAACGCCAUGCUGCAAUCUUUCCAUCUCUACAGAGGAGGUUUAUACAACGCACCAGGCUGUAACCCAAAGUUCAUAAAUCACGCUGUCCUAGUUGUUGGCUACGGCACAGAUGGAGGACAAGACUUCUGGCUGGUGAAAAACAGUUGGGGAACUGCGUGGGGAGAAAAAGGCUUCAUUCGAAUUGCCAGAAACAAGAAUAAUCUCUGCGGCAUUGCCAGUUUUGCAGUCUACCCUUCAUUGUGAAAACGUGAUGCGUCACUUGAAUCAUCUCAAUUAGAUUACUUAUUCAGCAUCAGAGAGCAUAUGUUUGUUUUCAUUUUUAGUCAUGAAACUGUGAAAAAAGUUAAAAAUACUGCCAAAAAAUAAAGUGUUUAAAAAGUUGAGUUUGCUAAAUUGCUGUAUUUGCUGUGGUAGCCUCGCUCAUCAGUGUUGUGUUGUUUUUAAUGAAUGCUUAUAGUUUCACAUACUAGAAUAGAAGCUCUAAUCUUUACAUUGUUAUCAAAUGUUAUCAAUUUGAUAUUUAUUUAAAUAUGAAUAUUUAAAUGUUGGCUUUGUUUUCAGUGUGAUACAGGUACCUUUAAGGCUUUAAUCAAAGUCUUCAAGAUGAUUGAAGAAACAUUCAAAGAUAUUAGAAGUCUCUUAUCUGCAUGUUUAGAAGGAUGACACAGGAAUGGAAUAUUAUCAUCAUCAUCAUUGUUGGUAAUAGCUGGACAAGGAAGGUAUUUUUAUUAUUAAUAAAGAUUAUUUAAUGUAAUGAUA
Epinephelus fuscoguttatus (brown-marbled grouper) is the source of this 1653-nucleotide messenger RNA. RefSeq names its product procathepsin L-like. The record is from RefSeq and is a predicted model, not a curated record. Gene Ontology annotation, biological process: immune response. Lineage: Eukaryota; Metazoa; Chordata; Actinopteri; Perciformes; Serranidae. The transcript has 8 exons. Gene Ontology annotation, molecular function: cysteine-type endopeptidase activity. Gene Ontology annotation, cellular component: lysosome. The coding region runs from base 145 to 1137 and encodes 330 amino acids.